This is a messenger RNA of Mizuhopecten yessoensis (Yesso scallop), 1880 nucleotides long. RefSeq lists its product as uncharacterized. Gene Ontology annotation, molecular function: A2-type glycerophospholipase activity; glycerophospholipid phospholipase A1 activity. The record is from RefSeq and is a predicted model, not a curated record. The transcript has 2 exons. The coding region runs from base 210 to 1817 and encodes 535 amino acids. NCBI's taxonomy places the organism in Eukaryota, Metazoa, Mollusca, Bivalvia, Pectinida, Pectinidae. Gene Ontology annotation, biological process: N-acylphosphatidylethanolamine metabolic process. Gene Ontology annotation, cellular component: cytoplasm.
UAUAAUUUACAUAUAAAACAAAAGCGUAGGAUAUCUACCCAUGCAUAUAUAAAAUGUAAGUGAUUAAAAUAACAUCACACUACAUCCUGUUCUGAUUAAUAACACACACACACACACACACACACACAGCGGAAUAUCAAUAGGUAGUUGUCAACAAUAGAGAUUGUACUUUCGGUUUGGUAAAUAUUACGUGAUUUUUCGAGUCUAACAUGUCACUUUACAAUCGUCUGCCUCAGGACUUUGUUUACAGCAGAUUAAACGGAAAGUGGUGGAGAAUGGCGGACACUGACAGAGAUUUGUCUGCACCUGGCCAUGGGAGUCAAUGCGUCUGUCAACAAAGCGAUGUCUAUAACCUCAGACGCUACGUAAACAGCGAAAACAAGUUGAUCGGUACGUUUUGUACUAAAUGUAAGGCAGAGAAUUUAAUAAAAGAAUAUGUAGUGAGCGACAAAGACGAUGAGGAUACAAAGGAUUGUGGUGAAAUGCAAGAGAUGCUAUCAAGGCCUCUCCCAAACCUUAGUGAAAUCACGGCAUUCCAAGUUCGAAGUUCCAAAACAAAAGUUGACCUGAAACAUUUUGCUGACAUACUGAAGCCAGGCGACCAAAUCUCCUGGCACAGGCCGUACUUCUUCUGGCACCACGCCAUUGUCUCAGAAGUUAUUGCUGAGACGAGCGAGCUAAUGUUGAUUCACUGGAACAAGGAGGACAACCGCAUCCAAAUCAUCCGUAGCCGUUACAACGUGGACCCGAACGAAAAUGAACUGUUUAACAAGAUGUACCGUAUUGACUAUUCGGACGAAAUUACAAAGGACAAUGACCAAGAACUUGUGUUGGCGAGAGCUCGGUCCAGAAUCGGUGAUACGGGGUAUUUUCCCUUUACCGACGACUGUGAAACUUUUGCAACUUAUUGCAAAACGGGCGUUGAAAAGUCACACCAGCUAGCUUGGCUUAAAGGAAAAUGUAAAGAGAUCGUCGGACAAAAUAUCAUUCUGGCUGCCAAGUCAAUUACCAAAGGCACAUGCAGAAUUGUACAAAAUACAGUUUCUUUCGCGAAACAAACCAUACCAAGUGUAAUGCAAGAUACUUCUAUGGCGGCGGGGAAAAUCGUUUCAGCAGAAGGAAUCGAACACGCUAUGAAAGGAAGUAACUUUGUUGGUGCUGGAAUUGUGAUAGUACUAGAAGCAGGAUUUGUUACUUGGGAUUUGAACCAGGCGUACAAAGAGAGAAAAAAGGGAAAUACAUCAAGGAACGAUUUCAUCGAAACUGCCAUCCGACGGUUAGUGGAGGGUGUGUUGAGUGCUGGGUUGUCUAUUAUAUGCUCCCUAGGUCCGGAACUCAUCGGGAUCGCUGUGGGAUCACCACUGGGGCCCGCUGGUAUCAUCAUUGGUGGUAUCGUAGGAGGGAUCAUAGGCGGUGUAGUGGGGAAAAUGGCUGGCACUGCCCUUGGAAGUGUGCUCGGCAAGGCGAUUUCCUCCACAUUCAAAGCCGAUGAUAGAGCGGUGACCAGUAUCGCCGACCUAAAACAUGGUGAUCACAUAGUAGAUUAUGACUGGGUUCUACAUCCGCGCUGCCACGCCAUCGUGGUGGAUCACAACGGGGUUGACAAAAUCAAUGUGAUCCGUAACAGUUAUAAAAGUGGUGUUGUUGAGGAGUGUAUACCGUUCUCGAAACCGCUGUUCAAGAUUGAGUACCAACAGGGAACAUGCAAAGAUCCGGAGAAAGUCGUUGAAAUGGCUAGAUCAAAACUAGGGGAAAAUCACUAUAGUCUGUCUUUCUACAACUGUAAAACGUUUGCGAGGCAGUGCAAGUACCACUAGGCUAAGCAGAAAUGAAGUUUUGUGUUUGAAUUACCUUUUCAAAGCCGAAAAUUGAAAAAAAAA